Molecule: messenger RNA, 1643 nt
Organism: Ziziphus jujuba (common jujube)
Lineage: Eukaryota; Viridiplantae; Streptophyta; Magnoliopsida; Rosales; Rhamnaceae
Product: GDSL esterase/lipase At1g54790
Exons: 6
Coding region: 53-1450 (465 amino acids)
Molecular function (GO): hydrolase activity, acting on ester bonds
Source: RefSeq, a predicted model, not a curated record
GUUGGUACUUGAAAAAAAAUAAACCAGCGUGUAUUAGUCCAAACCAGUAUCAAUGGAUUCCAAGACCUUGAUUAUCCAAAUUAUCACCUUAAUCUCCACUCUCUUAUCUCUUGCAAAAGCUGUAGAUUUCGAUUAUCCUGCAGUUUUCAAUUUUGGUGAUUCAAACUCUGACACUGGUGAGCUUGUUGCUGGUUUAGGGUGGCGCCUGGACCUUCCUAAUGGACAGACAUAUUUCAAAACUCCAUCUGGAAGGCCUUGUGAUGGUCGUCUGGUUAUAGAUUUUCUCUGUACAUUUCUAACCCUUUUAAUGGCUUCCAGAGCCUGUAUUCUCCUGAUCUUGACCUCAUUUUCCAUCUGCUUUCCAAACGCCAAAUCCAUUCAUUUCAAUGUUCCUUCUGUUUUCAACUUUGGUGAUUCAAAUUCCGACACCGGCGCUCUUAUCUCUGCUGGGAUCGAAAGCAUUAACCCACCAUAUGGACAGAAUUACUUCCAAAAACCAUCUGGGAGAUAUUGUGAUGGCCGUCUCAUCAUUGAUUUUCUUAUGGAUGCAAUGGAUCUUCCAUUCCUAAAUGCCUAUCUGGAUUCAAUUGGAUUGCCCAGUUUCCGAGAAGGGUCCAAUUUUGCAGCUGCUGGGUCUACUAUACGCCCGGCAAACGCAGCAUCAGUCAGCCCUUUUUCAUUUGGAGUUCAGGUGAAUCAGUUUCUUCGAUUUAAGAAGCGGGUUCUUCAAUUGCUAGGUAAAGACAAGGAAAUUGAUAAGUAUCUGCCAAUGGAAAACUUUUUCGAGAAGGGACUCUACAUGUUUGAUAUAGGCCAGAAUGAUCUUGCUGGUGCAUUUUACAGCAAAACCUUUGAUGAGAUAGUUGCCUCAAUUCCCUCCACUUUAUUGGAAUUUGAAACAGGACUAAAGAGAUUAUAUGAUCAAGGGGCUAGGAAUUUUUGGAUACACAACACAGGUCCUCUUGGAUGCUUGCCUCAGAAUGUAGCCAAAUUUGGAACUGACCGUUCAAAGCUUGAUGAACUAGGAUGUGUCAGCUCCCACAAUCAAGCUGCAAAGAUUUUCAAUCUGCAGCUUCAUGCUCUCUCUAAGAAAUUACAGGGUCAAUAUGCAGAUUCAAAUUUUACAUAUGUUGAUAUUUAUACCAUAAAAUACAACUUAGUUGGAAAUUACUCUAGAUAUGGAUUUGAACAACCUAUAAUGGCUUGCUGUGGAUAUGGAGGUCCACCAUUGAACUAUGAUAGCCGAAUUGCCUGUGGUCAGACAAGUAUCUUGAAUGGAACUUCAGUCACAGCCAAAGGUUGCAAUGAUAGCACUGAAUAUGUGAGUUGGGAUGGAAUUCAUUACACAGAGGCUGCAAAUCAGUUUGUUUCUUCACAAAUACUCACUGGGAAAUAUUCUGAUCCACCUUUCUCAGACAAAAUGCCUUUCCUUCUUAAGCUCAAGUUUUAAAGGCAUAUAAAUCUAUGGUUAUUCUAUAAUAAUUAUUUUAUUCUUUCCUUCUCCCAAUAUCUUAACUUACCAAUAACAACACGCCAUACCCGUAGUAAUUAAGGUCUGGAAAUUGUAUUCUUAAUGCCCAGAAGCCAGAAACGCUACUAUUGUACUUAAUCAUUUGGAAUGCAUUAAAUUUCUGUUUCUUGAA